UAUCUUGCUCAUGUCGAGCUGAAGAAGGCAUACGAGACCAGCCAUGUAGAGCUGAAGGGUGGUCAGAACGUAAUUAUGGAGCAGCUCAGAGACAUAUUGGCCAUGUUGAAUCGUCCGCCAACGACAGCUUCAGCACCGGAGGCCCCAGCAGAUCCAUCUACCCCACCACCAGCUGCUUCACCCCCAGUAGAAGAGGAUGAGGUCUUCCCCGACGAUUACGAUCCUUAUGAGGGAGCUCCAGCGACUCCGAUCGAGGCACAACCUCUUAUCCAUGUACAUGACACCGAGUCGCAGGGUGAGAUUCUGUCCAUAGAGGCACAACCUGCAGUGGUUAAGAGUCGGAAGAGGAAGAGAAAGCCUCCUGUAUGGUUCGGUGACUAUACGGAGAUGAAGAGGAGACAUAGGCCAUCUUCGACUUUUGAUCCCCUGGAGCCACCGGACGAGAAAUUGUUAACCACUUUCCGAAAGUGGUGUGUUGGACUCAUUCUGAACCACCGACUUCGGGAUUUGAGAAGUGGUGAUUACGGUCCAGGAUUCUUUUGGAUAAUGCUCACACCAAAGGAAUGGCUUACAGAUGACCAUAUAGAUGCAGCAAUGCAUAUGCUGAGGAGGCGACGCACCGACUAUCCACUGACAUUUCCUCAGAAGGGUAUCAUUCUCUCCACAUUCGUGACCGUCAUGAUCAGCAGUGCAUGGACGAGCCACAAGGGUCCGAGGAAAAACUUUAAAUGGGAGGAAUAUAUCCUGGACUACUGCACAGGGUUUCAUAAGUCCCAAGUCUUUGAGAGAUGGAGGGGUAACGAGUUUAUUUACUUCGUUCUGCACCUUCCCACGGCAAGACACUGGGUCACAGUUGAAGUGGACAUAGAGCUGUGGAAAAUUAAUGUCUCUACGGCUUUGUGA
This is a messenger RNA of Cannabis sativa, 903 nucleotides long. RefSeq lists its product as uncharacterized. Gene Ontology annotation, molecular function: cysteine-type peptidase activity. Gene Ontology annotation, biological process: proteolysis. Lineage: Eukaryota; Viridiplantae; Streptophyta; Magnoliopsida; Rosales; Cannabaceae. The transcript is spliced from 3 exons. The record is from RefSeq and is a predicted model, not a curated record. The coding region runs from base 76 to 903 and encodes 275 amino acids.